Messenger RNA from Arabis nemorensis, 423 nucleotides. The record is from the annotation of a GenBank genome assembly. NCBI's taxonomy places the organism in Eukaryota, Viridiplantae, Streptophyta, Magnoliopsida, Brassicales, Brassicaceae.
AUGUUUUCAAGGAGCCUUUCACCAACUGGCGAUGGGCUCUAUCCUUCUUGUAACUUCCGUCGGCCAUCACUACUUGCGACGAGACCUUCCGGCAAACUAUGCCUUGGCAACCUCCGUCACUCUCCGUCGCCCUCCAUAGUUUCCGGUGAGACCUUGGAGUCCCACGAGAACUUCGAGAGAUCUGACCUCACCUUGUAUCGUCGGAUGCAUCCAGAUCUGACCAAGUCACUCCUUAGCAAUCAAACCCUAAGCUUCCCGUCCACGGCUUCAAUUACUGCUCCGUCGAUGGCGAGAGAUUGUGUCGUUGAUGACCCACCAUUCUCUCCACAGGCUUUCCUUUGGCGCGGUGAAAUCUACGUCACCGGAAAAGAACCAAUGGUAGCGACUCUCGUGGGAGAAGCGCUUCAACAGAAGCUCCGAUGA